This is a messenger RNA of Ailuropoda melanoleuca (giant panda), 3071 nucleotides long. It is a transcript of the gene NFE2L2, whose product is annotated as NFE2 like bZIP transcription factor 2. Gene Ontology annotation, cellular component: nucleus. The record is from RefSeq and is a predicted model, not a curated record. Gene Ontology annotation, biological process: cellular response to oxidative stress; regulation of transcription by RNA polymerase II. NCBI's taxonomy places the organism in Eukaryota, Metazoa, Chordata, Mammalia, Carnivora, Ursidae. The transcript has 5 exons. The coding region runs from base 782 to 2554 and encodes 590 amino acids. Gene Ontology annotation, molecular function: DNA-binding transcription factor activity, RNA polymerase II-specific; RNA polymerase II cis-regulatory region sequence-specific DNA binding.
CGGGGACAGCCGCAGCCGGCUUCUCCCGUCUACGGCCGGAGUCCAGACUGCAGCGGCCGCACACUAGAGCCGCUGCGCUUGCGCCGCGCCCGGGCGGGGAGGAGAAGCGAGCGAGAACUCGGGAGGGCCGCGAGGACCCAAGGGGCAACGAGGGAGAGUAGGGGGUGCGGCCUCCGAGGGCGACUGGGUGGAGGUCUGGAGGCUACGUUCGCGUGCGUAGGGCGAAGGGGCCUCUGUAGCCGCGUCCGCAGCUUCCGGAGCUGGGACUCGGGAGCCCCAGCUGGCCCCCGGAGUUUGAGCGGCCCAGAGGUGGCCGGGCAGGAGGAGGGGGCGGACGCUGGCGGUCUGAGCCGGCGCGGCCCGGCCCUUCCGGGGCUGCGCUGCUCCUCCGCCUCGGAGCCGGCAAAAAUGUGCCUAGUCACGGGGCCGCUCUCGGGGGAAUUGAGGUCUCCUCCGAACUGGGACCCGGAGCCCCUGCUCUGCCACCGCCCCCAUCCACGGCCUCCGUGGGCGCGGACUGUGGCGCUGCGCGCCCACCCCGCUGGACCGUCGAAGGGCGCUUGGUUGCGAAGUAAUCGGUCAGUCCCUCCGCCGGAUAGCUGCUAGGCAGCUUGGCGAGAAAGCCCAGCCCCCAGGCUGGGGGAGGGAAGAGGUCGCGAAUUGCCCGGCGCGCUCCGAUGCCCCGACGUGCGGCAGUCCAAACGGACCUGCGCGCUUGCUCGCGUAGUGAGAAAGGUUCGGGCUCCGAGAUGCAAGGUCAGCCUCUGGCAACCGGCCGGAUAUGGAUUUGAUUGACAUACUUUGGAGGCAAGAUAUAGAUCUUGGGGUAAGUCGAGAAGUAUUUGACUUCAGUCAACGACGGAAGGAGCAUGAGCUCGAAAAACAGAAAAAACUUGAAAAGGAAAGACAAGAACAACUCCAAAAGGAGCAAGAGAAGGCUUUUUUUGCUCAGUUACAACUAGAUGAAGAAACAGGUGAAUUCCUCCCAAUUCAGCCAGCCCAGCACAUCCCAUCAGAAACCAGUGGAUCUGCCAACUACUCCCAGGUUGCCCAUAUUCCCAAACCAGAUGCUUUGUACUUUGAUGACUGCAUGCAGCUUUUGGCAGAGACGUUCCCAUUUGUAGAUGACAAUGAGGUUUCUUCAGCUGCGUUUCAGUCCCUUGUUCCUGAUAUCCCCAGCCAAGUCGAGAAUCCAGCCUUCGUUGCUCCUACUCAGGCUCAGUCACCUCAAACUCUGGUCGUUCAGUCAGUCAUUGCUGAUCUAGACAAUAUGCAGCAGGACAUUGAGCAAGUCUGGGAGGAGCUGUUAUCCAUUCCAGAAUUGCAGUGUCUUAAUAUUCAAAAUGACAAGUUGGUUGAGACUAGCACGGUUCCAAGUCCAGAAACCAAAAUGACAGAAAUUGACAACAAUUAUCAUUUCUACUCAUCAAUGCCCUCACUGGAAAAAGAAGUAGGUAACUGCAGUCCACAUUUUCUCAGUGCUUUCGAGGAUUCCUUCAGCAGCAUCCUCUCCACAGAAGAUUCCAGUCAGUUGACCGUGAACUCAUUAAAUUCAGAUGCCACAAUAAACACAGAUUUUGGUGAUGAAUUUUAUUCUGCUUUCAUAGCAGAACCCAGUAGUAGCAACAGCAUGCCCUCCUCUGCCACUUUAAGCCAGUCACUCUCUGAACUUCUUAAUGGGCCCAUUGAUGUUUCUGAUCUAUCACUUUGUAAAGCCUUCAACCAAAACCACCCUGAAACCACAGAAUUCAAUGAUUCUGACUCUGGCAUUUCACUCAACACCAGUCCUUGCAUGGCAUCACCAGAACACUCGGUGGAAUCUUCUGUCUAUGGAGACACACCACUUGGCUUCAGCGAUUCUGAAAUGGAAGAGAUAGAUAGUGCUCCUGGAAGUGUCAAACAGAACGGUCCUAAAACACAGCCAGUCCAGUCUGCUGGAGACACAGCCCAAUCCCCAUCACCAUCUCCAGGGCACAGCGCUCCAGCGCGUGAUGCCCAGUGUGAAAACACGCCAAAGAAAGAAUUGCCUGUAAGCCCUGGUCAUCGAAAAACCCCAUUCACAAAAGACAAACAUUCAAGCCGCUUGGAGGCUCAUCUCACAAGAGAUGAGCUAAGGGCAAAAGCUCUCCAUAUCCCAUUCCCUGUUGAAAAAAUCAUUAACCUCCCUGUUGAUGACUUCAAUGAAAUGAUGUCCAAGGAGCAAUUCAAUGAGGCUCAGCUGGCAUUAAUUCGAGAUAUACGCAGGAGGGGUAAGAAUAAAGUGGCUGCUCAGAAUUGCAGAAAAAGAAAACUGGAAAAUAUAGUGGAACUGGAACAAGAUUUGGAUCAUUUAAAAGAUGAAAAAGAAAAAUUGCUCAAAGAAAAAGGGGAGAAUGACAAAAGCCUCCAUCUACUGAAAAAACAACUCAGCACCUUAUAUCUCGAAGUCUUCAGCAUGCUCCGUGAUGAAGACGGAAAACCUUACUCUCCUAGUGAAUACUCCCUGCAGCAGACAAGAGAUGGCAACGUGUUCCUUGUGCCCAAAAGUAAGAAGCCAGAUACGAAGAAAAACUAGAUUUGAGAAGAUCUGACCUUUUCUGAGCUAGUGGGUUGUUUGUUUUGGGGUUUUUUGUUUGUUUUGUACUGUUAUACUAAAAGCUCCUACUGUGAUGUGAAAUGCAAAAAUAUACUUUAUAAGUAAUUCUAUUCAAAAUUAUAGUCAAAACUAGGAUAGAAAAUAAUAUAAACUUUAAAAAGCAUUAAAAUAAGUCAUCAGUAUGCUGAAUCAGUAGUUUCACUUUAACUGCAAACUUAAUUUCUUAGAACACCAUUUGGGCUAGUUUCUGUAUAAGUGUAAAUACUACAAAAACUUAUUUAUACUGUUCUUAUCUCAUUUGUUACGUUCAUAGAUUUAUAUGAUAUGACAUCUGGCUAAAAUAAAAGCAAAUUGUUGCAAAACUAACCACUAUGUACUUUUUUAUAAAUACUGUUAUGAACAAAAAGGACAUUUUUUUAUAUUAAAUUGUUUAGCUCUGGCAAAAACCAAUUUAGUUGAAAAGCUGGUACUAAUAAAGGAAUAUUAUGACUGUUAA